CCCCAGGGUUAAAUUGGAUGAAUCAACAUGUCCUCAGUGCUAAAUGAACUUCGUUUGGAAGGAGACUUUUGCGAUGCAGUUAUUCAAGUUGACACUGCUGAAUUUCCAAUUCACAAGAAUAUCAUGUGUAACUGCAGCUCCUACUUUCGAGUCCUUUUUAAUCGCUGGUCAAGCCGAGAACGGAGAAUGUUCAACAUCUCAGGCCUCUCCUCUGAAACCAUGCAGCUCAUCAUUGAGUUUGCAUACACAGGGACGGUUUGCGUGACCGAGGACAACGUGAGGGACCUGUUACGAGCAGCCGAUUACUUCAACGUCAUCAAUAUUGCCAACAUCUGCUGCACUUUCUUGGGGGAGCGCCUUAGUCUGCUGAACUGCAUCAGUGUGUGGCAACUCUCUAACACCAUAUACUCUUUUGAACUCCAGCAAAAGGCAUACUGGUACAUCCUGGAUCACUUUGAGGAGGUUGUGUUGACCGAGGGGUUUUCACAGCUAACUGUGGAGGAGCUAUCCAACAUUCUAGAGAGAGACGACCUCAAUGUCAAAGAGGAGAGCACAGUGUUCGAGGCCGUCAUUCACUGGAUCUCUCGAGAGCCAGAAACAAGAAGUCGACACAUCGCUCUUCUCUUAUCGAAAGUCCGACUCGCCCUGCUGAGUAUAGACUACAUGAAGAUGAAGGUCUGCCAGAAUAAUUUGGUGAAGAACAGCUCAGACUCCCUGAGCAUUGUGGACCACGCCACCAACAUCAUUCUUUACAUCAUCACCAACAGACUCAACGUGCCGGGGUUCUACAACCUUGUUGCUCGACCUAGGCUGCCAAACUGUGUGCUGUUGGCAACUGGUGGCUGGGUGACACGGGAUGCAACCAAAGCCAUUGAGGCCUAUGACAUCCGCGUUGACCGCUGGCGGACCCUAAGUGGAUCUUUAGAGCUGGCAUGUGGGUAUCACGGCGCCGUCUUCCUGAACGGCUUCUUGUACUGCCUCGGCGGCUUUAAUGGAGAGGAAUAUUUCAACCGAGUGCACAGAUGCGACCUGCGAACUCAGCUCUGGGACGAGAUCUCACCCAUGCAUUGUCGCAGAUGCUACGUGAGUGUCACUGUGUUGAAUGGACACAUUUAUGCCCUGGGAGGAUACAAUGGAAACCAGCGACUCAGAAGUGCGGAGUACUACAGGACUGAGAGAAACCAGUGGAACCUCAUCGCACCCAUGCAUGAACCCCGGAGUGACGCCAGCUGCAGCACCUUUAGAAACAUGAUUUAUAUUUGUGGUGGAUUCAACGGAGUUAACUGCCUGCAAACAGCAGAGUGUUACAAUCCUGAAACAAACCAAUGGACGAUGAUUAGCAACAUGACAAGUCUCCGCAGUGGUCUUGGAGUCUUCGCUUAUGCAAACUCCCUCUACGCAGUUGGAGGCUACAACGGUCAAAAUCGUCUUCGUACUGCUGAGGCCUACAACCCACAGACAGAUUCUUGGCAUGCCAUAUCCCCUAUGUUGACCCCUCGCAGUAACUUCGGCAUCGAGGUGCUUGAAGAUCGUCUCUUUGUUGUCGGGGGAUUCAACGGUACCUCCGUUUCCAGCGACGUUGAGUACUACGAUGCAACAACAGACGUGUGGUCUGCGGCCUGUAACAUAGACAUCGAUCGGAGUGCUCUGAACUGCUGUGUUGUUUAUGGGCUUUCUAACAUGUCAGAGUUCGUGGUACCUCGCUACAGCCUACCGGCUCUGGGUGAAAGAAUGGACCUGGAAGACCUAGACUGAUAUAUUUUCUCUCCCUGGAGUGAGGCACUGAGACCAUCCAUUCUGCCGACUGGUUUUCUCUUCUAUCGUCUGAUCAUUGGAUGAACUUGAAUCGAUUUGUAGUUGACUUGGUUUUUUAUGACUUUUUAUUGAGCGUCCAAUUGCUGCCUGGGGGUCUGUAGACAGGGUCCCAGGGAGAAUGAGGUGUCAAAGAAGAAUGCAGGUGCUGACCCUGGAGAAGAGAGAACUGGGAGCUGUGGCAGUGAAACAUGUAUCUCCGUUGCCACUAACCACUGAAAAGGAACUGAGGGCAAUGGAGAACAUGAGUGACAUCUUAAAAACUUGAGGCCAAACUAUUAAAAUGAUUCUUACAUACCAUGUAUGUCUCUGGCUGUUAUAUGUUGACA
This is a messenger RNA of Synchiropus splendidus (mandarinfish), 2141 nucleotides long. Its product is annotated as kelch-like protein 10. Gene Ontology annotation, molecular function: protein binding. The record is from RefSeq and is a predicted model, not a curated record. Lineage: Eukaryota; Metazoa; Chordata; Actinopteri; Syngnathiformes; Callionymidae. The transcript is spliced from 5 exons. Bases 28 to 1755 code for a protein of 575 amino acids.